Cylicostephanus goldi is the source of this 531-nucleotide messenger RNA. The record is from the annotation of a GenBank genome assembly. Lineage: Eukaryota; Metazoa; Nematoda; Chromadorea; Rhabditida; Strongylidae.
AUGAAAUCAUUGAAACUGGGACAGACUUAUGUUAGGAAUCAACGACCUGGACCUGCAUACGUACUGAUCUAUCAUAAUUUUGUUGAUUUUUCCUUGCAAUUUCAGGUUGAUACCCAUGGUCCGUUUUCGAACCUGGCUGAACUCAAAACGCAUCCUGCUCAUCUUGCCGUAUUUAUCAACUACCUGCUAUCCAUAGAUAGUCCUAAUAGCUUGUUCUUUUAUGUGAUAACGGAUGCCUUCCAAUGUGCUCAAGGAUCCCCGAAAGACUUUCGUCGAUGGGCGUUUGAAAUUUUCACAACAUUCGUCAUCCCAAACUCUCCACUGGUUAUACCAAAUUCUGACCAAAGCAUUAUUCAGCCUAUUGAUAAGAUCCUCGCUACAACGUCCGAACAAAUUUGUGAAGGCGAUGUGGAUAUACUAAAACGGGUAUUUGUUCCUGGUCGUCAGCGUGCCGUCGCUGACAUCAAUGAACACAUGGCUAAUUUUCGGCAAAAACGGCAAUUAGGUAGGAGAUAUCUUUCUUCAAAGUGA